Messenger RNA from Trichogramma pretiosum, 2685 nucleotides. RefSeq names its product ankyrin-1-like. Bases 145 to 2685 code for a protein of 846 amino acids. Lineage: Eukaryota; Metazoa; Arthropoda; Insecta; Hymenoptera; Trichogrammatidae. The record is from RefSeq and is a predicted model, not a curated record. Gene Ontology annotation, molecular function: protein binding. The transcript has a single exon.
ACAGUGCACGUGGCUCGUUGCUCGCGUUGGCAUUAGUUCGCGUUACGACACUGCAAAGUUAACUACGAAGGAAGAUCGCAUAGAUGAUAGCAAGUGACUAAAAGUAAAAAAUAUUCCAUAUUAUAAACGACUGUGUGUUAAACGAUGUCCAAGUUCAACGACAAAUCCGGCGUACAACUUUCAAACUUGGAAAAAUUGAAGAGGUUACGAGCAAGGGUCAAUUGGGAAGUCGAAAAAGAUCGACAGGGUUUUUUCCGUCAACUCUACCCUUUAUUCAAAAAUUGGAAGGGCCUACUUCCAAAUCUUCGAGAUAUUUUCCAGCCCGAAGAAAUUGAUUGGAUUCUCUCCCAAGCUGUGAAAAACAUAGAAAAUGAUCGAGGACAACGAAUUAUUGAGUUUUUGGUCGACACCGGCUACAAAGACGAGCCCAAAGUUGAUGAAAACGGCAGACAAUCGCUGCGUCGUACUACACCAGUGCAUCAUGUGGCUAGACGCGAUCGGAAGGUCAUCGGUAAGCUUAUUCAAAGCUCAAGGAGGAUGAUCCCUAAGCUUUUUAUUAUAUACAAUAGAUUCGAUGUAAAUUACAUCGACGAGCUGGGGUAUACACAUUUUCAUGUGGCUUGCUUGACGGGAUGUUACGAAGUUGUCGAAAAAUUCCUCAAGCUUGGCCAGGAUGCCAAUUGCUUCACGGAAAAUUCAGUGGAUCCACCGCUUCAUUUGGCUCUGAUUCAUAAUAGAAAAGAAGUGUUACGAUUGCUGCUGGAAUACAGAGCCGAUCCAAAUUUGCUCAAUACGAACGAGUUGGCGGCUCUUCACAUCAUUUGUAAGAAAAGCGUCGACGAUUGUGUGUUGGCGAAUAUGUUAUUCGAGUUCAGUCACGACCAAUACAAGCCGCUGCAAGUCAAUGUUCUGGACAAGUCGGGUGACUCAUUGCUACACGUGGCCUUAUCUCGUGAACGCAGUGAUUUGUUCAGGUUACUGCUGAGAAAUGGCGUGGACCCGAAUUUGGCCAACGCUGAAGGAUGGACACCGAUGCAGAUAAUUUGCCGGGAAAGAAAUGCUGAUGAGUUGUUGGAGAGAUUUUUCGAUCUCAGCAACGAUCAAUAUCAGCCGGUGCGAGUCAAUGCUCAGGACAGGUUGGGUAGAACACUGCUGCACGUGGCUCUGAGUCGUGGCCACAUAAACUGGGUCAAAUUUCUUCUGAGAAAUGGCGCCGAUCCAAAUUUGGCCAACGACGACGGAUUGACACCUUUGCACUUCUUAAGCAAGAGUGACUAUGGUGAUAAAAUGGCGGAGACCUUCUUCAAAAUCUGCGACGAAAAAUAUCAAACGUUGCAAAUCAAUGCUCAGGACAAAAUAGGAAAAACACCACUACAUUAUACACUGGCCGAUGGCUGUAAAAAACAGAUUCUUCGAGUGCUUCUGAAAAAAGGCGCGGAUUCAAAUUUAGCCGAUGAAGAGGGAUUAACACCGACGCACGUUGUUUGCAAGAGAAAUAACGACGAUAAAUUAGCCGAGUUAUUCUUCGAGAUCAACGACGACAACCAGCAGAUAGUGCAGGUCAAUACACAGGACAAAUUAGGUUGGACGCCACUACACUAUGCACUGGCCAAUAAUGGUAAAAACUCUGUCCGAGCACUACUGAGGAGAGGCGUCAGCCCGAAUUUAGUCAAUGCUGAGGGAUCGACACCUCUGCACAUUGUUAGCAAAAGAGGAAAAAAUUCUCUUGUUUUGGCAACGAUGUUAUUUGAGAUGUGUGACAACAGACGCCAGCCGGUGCAAGUCAACGUCCAGGAUAAUUUGGGUAACACACCGUUGCACUUGUCCGAGGCCAAGUUAAAUGAUGACGUGUCCAAAUUGCUGUUGAGAAGAGAUGCCGAUCCGAAUGUGGUUAACAAGGAGGGAUUGACUCCUCUUCACAUCAUUUGCGACGAAUCACAUGAUUUUGGAUUGGCAAAGACAUUUUUCAAGAUCAACGACGACAGAAAUCAGUUAGUAGAGGUCAAUGCGAAAGACAACUUAGGUCGGACAUCGCUGCAAUUAGCUGUAGCGAAUCUCUUGACCGAUGUGGUUGAUUUACUCUUGGAUCAUGGUGCUGAUCUAUCUAGCUUCUUUUUUCCCCCUGCGAGCUCUUUUGGACUGGGAUUUGAGAUAAGGCUUGAAAAAAGUAUUAAUUUGAAACAAGUGUCUAGUGCGCUGAUUAUCAUCGAGCGCCUAGAGAGAAGAGGAUACGAACUAGAUCAAACAGAUGCUCUCACGAUGAUGAAGUUUUUUACCAAAUACGAAGUGUUUGAGAAGUCGACGAAUCUCGUAAAAUCUUGGUGUAAGGACAUAGGCUUCGCGAGAGAAGCGAAAAAAGUAAAAAUACGUCCGGAGCUGUCUCUCUACGACCUCUUUCUGUUACGCCCCGAGGAAACAAAGAAACUAGUCACUUAUACGGAAUACUUCAAGUUGGCAAACUCUGCAGCGUGGCGGUACAUCCCCGAAGCGUCUAUCCAACCUUGUGUUUUGAAUCUGUGCGAGAAACAAUUGAGACGAUUCUUUCGGCAAUGGGCACUGGAAUUUUUUUUGAUAUUAAUAUGGAACCGGUUGCCAAUUGAGUGCUGUGAUAUGAUCCUCGAUGAGGAGUCACUUACGAACAAAGAUUUAUAUCAUAUUUGCUUGGCGGCUACCGGCCAAAGCUAG